Messenger RNA from Papaver somniferum (opium poppy), 848 nucleotides. RefSeq lists its product as uncharacterized. Lineage: Eukaryota; Viridiplantae; Streptophyta; Magnoliopsida; Ranunculales; Papaveraceae. The record is from RefSeq and is a predicted model, not a curated record. The transcript has a single exon. The coding region runs from base 72 to 638 and encodes 188 amino acids.
CUUAUAACAUAAAACAAAUCCAAUUAUAUUAGUCAUAUAUACUUUUCUUUAUACAUCCUACUCUUUAAGUCAUGGGUCCUGAGCCAACAAAUAAUCACAAGAAAAAUAACAACCAUUCAUCGGAUCAACGACAACUAGAUCAUGAAGUUCGUGAUAUGUUAUCAACUUUGACUAAUCGUCUAACCGAUCUUCACUCGAACAAUAAGUCAUCUGAUCAUCAGUCGAUUCAUGUAGGUGGUGCUGGUGGUGAAGAUGAAGAAGAACAUGGUGUAAGAAUCAUAACACUUGCCGGUACCAAUAUGGGCGCGACUAUGAAAGCAGAGUCGUCGGAUGAUCAGAAGUCAUCUUAUGGGAUUUCACCAGCGACAUUUGAUAAUGAAGCAAUGACUGCAUACGCGAACAGUAAUUUCCAAGCUAUUAAUAACUCGAUAAUGCUUGGUGGAAGUUAUAAGUGUAAAGAUCCUGGGGUUCAUAUGGAAACAUCUGAUUAUCUUGAAGAAACUCAUCGUCAUCAUCGUAAUCAUAAGCAUCGAAACAACAAAGGAAAAUCAAAGGAUGACAUUGGAGGAACUUCUUCGUCCAAAAAGAACUCAACUUCUAGUGAUGAAUCAAGCAGCAGUGAUAGUGAUGAUAAUUGAUAUAUCUAUAUCAUAUUCCCCUUAUUUGAAUAAGUACUUCAUUUCUAUAGUUUCUUCUUUUAUAUGAAUAAAAGAAAAUAAUCAAGAUAUACGUUCAAUAUAUGGUACUACGUUAUACUGUAACUCAUUAUUAUGGAUGUACGUGGUGUCAGUGAAUUUCCUUUUGAUCCAUGUUUUAAUUCGAGUUCAUAGCCAACUCCAAUUUUGUGC